CCUGCCGGUCUGUUUGCCCUCCAGCCAAAGCGCCGGCCACGAUUUGUCACUUUCUCCAUUUUUGUUUCCUCUAUUCUCGCCGGAGAAAAGCUGCUGAAUGGACCGACGGCGUUCUGCCCGACCGCCGCGUCCGACCGCCGUUCAGGGUGGACCCAGCUGUACCUUCAAUCGGAACGAAGAAAACGCAUCGGCGGCCGACCAUCAACACUCGAAAGCCCCGUCGCCAAAAGCAUCUGAUGCGCUUCCCCUUCCUCUGUACCUGACCAACACAAUCUUCUUCACUCUUUUCUUCUCGGUCGCUUAUUAUCUUCUUCACCGAUGGCGCGAUAAGAUCCGAAACUCUACGCCUCUUCAUGUCGUUACGCUUUCCGAAAUCGCUGCCAUUGUAUCUCUUAUGGCUUCCUUUAUCUAUCUUCUUGGAUUUUUCGGUAUCGACUUCGUUCAAUCUUUCAUAGCGCGUUCUUCUCCCGAUGCGUGGGAUCUUGACGAUGAAAUUGAUCAAACCCUUCUCAUCGACAAUAAUCGCUAUGCUGCACCUCCUUGUGCUUCUGCUGUCGCUUUGACGUCCAAGGUUGCCGCCGCCGCCGCUGCCGCUGCCGCUGCCGAGCCGUUGAAUACAACUCCAUUGCCGGAGGAGGACGAAGAGGUUGUGAAAAUGGUUGUGAAUGGUUCUGUUCCGUCGUACUCUUUGGAAUCGAAACUUGGGGAUCCGAAAAGAGCCGCUUCCAUUCGCCGUGAAGCACUGCAGAGGGUGACUGGAAGGUCGAUCCAAGGGCUUCCGUUUGAAGGAUUUGAUUAUGAGUCUAUUUUAGGGCAGUGCUGUGAAAUGCCGGUUGGGUAUGUUCAGAUUCCGGUGGGUAUAGCGGGGCCUUUAUUGCUGGAUGGGUUCGAGUACACCAUACCGAUGGCUACGACCGAGGGUUGCUUGGUAGCCAGUACCAAUAGAGGUUGCAAAGCGAUCUAUGCAUCUGGUGGAGCAACGAGCAUGUUGUUGAAAGAUGGAAUGACCAGAGCGCCUGUUGUAAGGUUUGGGAGCGCCAAAAGGGCAUCUGAAUUGAAGUUUUUCUUGGAGGAUCCCGAUAAUUUCGAUACCUUGGCCGUCAUUUUCAACAGGUCUAGUAGAUUUGCCAGGCUUCAAAGUAUCCGGUGCUCUAUUGCUGGGAAGAAUCUUUACGUAAGAUUUUGUUGCAGCACAGGCGACGCCAUGGGAAUGAAUAUGGUAUCUAAAGGGGUGCAGAAUGUUCUUGAUUUUCUUCAACAUGAUUUCUCAGAUAUGGAAAUCAUUGGUAUCUCUGGAAACUUUUGUGCUGACAAGAAACCAGCUGCUGUAAAUUGGAUUGAAGGACGAGGAAAGUCUGUGGUUUGUGAGGCAAUAAUAAAGGAGGAGGUGGUGAGGAAGGUGUUGAAAACCAGUGUUGCGAGUCUAGUAGAGCUCAACAUGCUUAAGAAUCUAACUGGAUCAGCAAUGGCUGGCGCCCUUGGUGGUUUCAAUGCUCAUUCCAGUAAUAUUGUAUCUGCAGUUUUCUUAGCAACUGGCCAAGAUCCAGCACAAAAUGUAGAGAGUUCUCACUGCAUCACUAUGAUGGAAGCUGUAAACAACGGAAGAGAUUUGCACGUCUCGGUCACGAUGCCUUCCAUUGAGGUUGGUACUGUUGGAGGUGGAACUCAACUCGCGUCUCAGUCCGCGUGUUUGAAUCUUCUCGGUGUGAAGGGUGCUAACAAAGAAUCUCCGGGAGCAAACUCGAGGCUUUUAGCCACCGUAGUGGCUGGUUCUGUUCUUGCAGGCGAGCUAUCCCUCAUGUCUGCCAUAGCAGCUGGACAACUGGUAAGGAGUCAUAUGAAAUACAAUAGAUCUAGCAGAGACGUAUCGAAACUCGAAUCUUAAAACGGGGUGGUAGUAGAUCAAGAAAGGGUGGGAUCUAGUAGAGAUAGAAAUAAAAGGGAAAAAGAUUUGGAUCUUUCUGAUGGAAGUAGCAAAAGCAAAACACAAGGCUUCUGGUUGGUUUGCAUGUGAUAACCAGAGGUCGGCCUAGCUGGGGAGGUCCCCAUUGAGGAAGACAUGUAACAUGGUUGGAUAAAAACUCAAUUCUGUGGUUGUUCUUGAGAUAUGGUGUGUGCCCGUGCCCCCACCCCCCACGAAGAUAUUCGGUGUGUUGUCUGUCGUGUUUAUUUAGCUUCCCGAUGAUUCGAUUCAUUCCGAUGCAUUUCUGUUGGUCGAGUUGUAGUAGCCGAGGGGGGUCGGGGUAAUUAUGUUUGUUUUUACUUAUUUAUUAUGUAUGGUGGUGCUUAUAUAACUUACUUGGUUGUUAUUGUGUAAAAACUGGAGAAUUUGAUUGUGGUUCUAAAUCUCAGUGUAUUUCAAUGCUGUAUGUCUUUGUCUAUAUCGAUGGUGUGUUAGGAC
Molecule: messenger RNA, 2401 nt
Organism: Cucurbita moschata (crookneck pumpkin)
Lineage: Eukaryota; Viridiplantae; Streptophyta; Magnoliopsida; Cucurbitales; Cucurbitaceae
Product: 3-hydroxy-3-methylglutaryl-coenzyme A reductase 1
Exons: 4
Coding region: 98-1885 (595 amino acids)
Biological process (GO): isoprenoid biosynthetic process; coenzyme A metabolic process; sterol biosynthetic process
Cellular component (GO): endoplasmic reticulum membrane; peroxisomal membrane
Molecular function (GO): protein binding; hydroxymethylglutaryl-CoA reductase (NADPH) activity
Source: RefSeq, a predicted model, not a curated record